Cynocephalus volans (Philippine flying lemur) is the source of this 822-nucleotide messenger RNA. RefSeq names its product phospholipid scramblase family member 5 (gene PLSCR5). The record is from RefSeq and is a predicted model, not a curated record. Lineage: Eukaryota; Metazoa; Chordata; Mammalia; Dermoptera; Cynocephalidae. Gene Ontology annotation, cellular component: plasma membrane. The coding region runs from base 1 to 822 and encodes 273 amino acids. The transcript is spliced from 7 exons. Gene Ontology annotation, biological process: plasma membrane phospholipid scrambling. Gene Ontology annotation, molecular function: phospholipid scramblase activity.
AUGGCCUCUAAAGAUGCACAAAACCAAAAAUGUAGAGGGAUGGCUGGUCUUCUUCCUGGAGUUCCAGACCCUGACCAAAGCCUUCCUCCCUCAUCUUCCAAUCCAGGGGACCGAGGAUGGCAGUCAGGCCUCCCUCCACCAAGGAGUUUCCUGCCAACAGUCAGUCUUCCUCCUGGUCUAGAAUAUUUAAGCCAGUUAGACCUGAUAAUUAUACACCAGCAGGUGGAGCUUCUUGGAAUGAUACUUGGCACUGAGACCUCCAACAAAUAUGAGAUUAAAAACAGCUUGGGACAAAGAAUUUACUUCGCAGUGGAGGAAAGCAUCUGCUUCAAUCGGACGUUCUGCUCCACGCUGCGAUCUUGCACUCUGAGAGUCACAGAUAACUCAGGUCAAGAGGUGAUUACAGUAAACAGGCCGUUGAGGUGUAACAGCUGCUGGUGCCCUUGCUACCUACAAGAGUUAGAAAUCCAAGCCCCUCCUGGUACUAUAGUUGGUUAUGUUGCACAGAAGUGGGACCCCUUUCUGCCUAAAUUUACAAUUCAAAAUGCAAACAAAGAAGAUAUUUUGAAAAUUGUUGGUCCUUGUGUGACCUGUGGCUGUUUUGGUGAUGUGGAUUUCGAGGUGAAAACCAUUAAUGAAAAGCUUACAAUUGGGAAGAUUUCAAAGUACUGGUCAGGAUUUGUAAAUGACGUCUUCACAAAUGCUGACAACUUUGGAAUUCACGUUCCUGCGGAUCUAGAUGUGACAGUCAAAGCAGCGAUGGUUGGUGCUUGUUUUCUCUUUGAUUUUAUGUUCUUUGAACAUUCACUGGCUGGAUUAUAA